CUUGUACUUGUAGCCCCACUGACUCCGCCCUUCCGGGGGCAGCCGCUGCUCACAAAUGUGUUUUCCGUUACGCCAUUUUCCAAUCGACGUCUGAAGAACAACCGAGCCGGAGAAGCGCGGAAAACCUGAGCCGCCGAUUUCGACAAUCCUCGAAGAACACAGAAAAUCGAGGCCUCAUCCCUUUGAUUUGCAAGCAGCAGAAUCCUGUAUAAUGCAGAAGAAUAACGAUUCAGUCAUGCAUCGUGACUGCCCUCUGGACUGCAAGGUCUAUGUGGGCAAUCUGGGCAACAAUGGGAACAAGACGGAGCUAGAGAGGUCAUUUGGCUACUAUGGUCCCCUGCGCAGUGUCUGGGUGGCCAGGAACCCCCCAGGGUUUGCCUUUGUAGAAUUUGAGGAUCCAAGAGACGCAACUGAUGCAGUGCGUGAGCUUGAUGGAAGGACAUUGUGUGGUUGCCGUGUGCGAGUAGAGCUGUCAAACGGUGAGAAACGCAGCCGUACCCGUGGCGCCCCUCCUUCGUGGAGCAGACGUCCUCGAGACAGAGAUGACUACAGGCGUCGCAGCAGCCCACCGGCCAGGCGAAGAUCCCCACGCAGGAGGAGCUUCAGUCGCAGUCGUAGCAGGUCUUUCUCCAGAGACAGGAGGAGGGAGAGGUCCCUCUCCCGGGACAGGAACCACAAACCUUCAAGAUCCUUCUCUCGAUCAAGGAGCCGCUCCAGGUCCAACGACCGAAAAUAAAGGAACGUGUGAAGGUCGAAAGGGAGCUAAAGAUGAACAGUUGUUCAGGCUUUGCCGUUUCAUGAUGGACUUCAACUUUGGUCAUUGUUGUGUUGGGUUUUUAAACAAUCAAGCAUUUUAGUGUCCCUGCCCUUUUUGCUGUUAUUGUGAUCCUUUUUUUUUUUUGUGGGUGUGUACAGGAGUGAUCAGAUAUUGUCUGUCGCCUCAGUCCCAAGACAUUUGUACCACCUAGCAUUCCAGUUCAGCAGAAAAACUCUUGAUAUCUUUUGUUUUUUGUUAAUUAAUGUACUGUGUAGUUCAACAUAGUGUGAGUAGUUCUUCAUUUUGUAAACACCAGCAAAUUUUUUUUUAGGAAGGACUGGGAUAAUGUGAUAUUGCGUCCCUCUUUAUGUUUUCCUGCAAAUCAUUUUCAACAUGCUACUUUCUUCAUAAUGAAGGUUCACAUCUGUUAAUGAAGUUGCAAAACUUUUUUUUUAAGGCGUUAUCAAUACGUCUAUUUUUUGUCAAUUAUGUUCUCCAUAAUUUGCUUUGGUUUCAUUCUCUGUGAAACUGUCUCAAUAAAAGUACUGGUUGUUAAACAGUU
This is a messenger RNA of Scophthalmus maximus (turbot), 1319 nucleotides long. It is a transcript of the gene srsf3b, whose product is annotated as serine and arginine rich splicing factor 3b. Gene Ontology annotation, molecular function: RNA binding. The transcript is spliced from 7 exons. Gene Ontology annotation, biological process: mRNA splicing, via spliceosome. Lineage: Eukaryota; Metazoa; Chordata; Actinopteri; Pleuronectiformes; Scophthalmidae. Gene Ontology annotation, cellular component: nuclear speck. The coding region runs from base 212 to 736 and encodes 174 amino acids. The record is from RefSeq and is a predicted model, not a curated record.